Molecule: messenger RNA, 3786 nt
Organism: Aspergillus costaricaensis CBS 115574
Lineage: Eukaryota; Fungi; Ascomycota; Eurotiomycetes; Eurotiales; Aspergillaceae
Product: MFS transporter/fungal specific transcription factor domain-containing protein
Exons: 12
Coding region: 1-3786 (1261 amino acids)
Biological process (GO): transmembrane transport; DNA-templated transcription
Cellular component (GO): membrane
Molecular function (GO): transmembrane transporter activity; zinc ion binding; DNA binding
Source: RefSeq, a predicted model, not a curated record
AUGACUUUCACCGAUACUGUCGAGAAGGAGGCCAUUUCGGCCGAGCCUGCGAUGAAGUCUGAGGAGAGUAGUAUCUACAUCGACCGUGAUGCGGAACGGUCGUAUGUGCGGAAGGUGGACUUUUUCGUCCUGCCACUCCUCUGCUUGAGUAACCUGGCAAACGCUAAAACUGAUGGUCUAGACGAGGAUAUUCACCUGGUCGGGAAUGACUACUCGUUGAUGGUGCUGCUAUUCUACAUCCCGUUCGGGUUGUGUGACUUGCCAUGGAAUCUGCUGCUGAAGCGGUACUCCGGACGCUAUGUGCUGUCUUUCAUGACCGUGGUCUGGGGAAUCCUGGCUCUAUGCCAAUGUGCUGUGAAAGACUUCGGUGGUAUGAUUGCUGUUCGAAUGAUCCUAGGAGUGUUUGAAGCAGGUUUCUUUGCGGGGGCGACAUUUUAUAUGACACUUUUUUACACGCGAGGCGAGAUGGGCUUCCGACUGGCCAUCAUGCAGUCCUUUGCGGUGCUCGCAUCCGCCUUCAGCGGACUCAUCUCCUUCGGCGUAUUUCAGAUCCACGAUCCAGCUGUCAAAGGCUGGCAAUGGCUGUUCAUCAUUGAAGGUUCAAUGACCUUCCUCAUGGGAAUCAUGUCGUUCUUCUGGUUGCCCGGCAAUCCACGUACUGCAUGGUUUCUCAACGAGCGUGAACGGGCUGCGGCAACGGCACGAUUACUGCGCGACACCUCGGCCGAGGUGGAUACCAAACUGGAUCUGAAGGUUGCAUUCGAGACAUGGAAGGACUGGAAGUUCCCCAUCUGGUGCAUUAUCACGUUCACUUAUCCGGUGGCAUAUGCGACCGCGAUGAAUUUCUUCCCGUUGAUUGUCGAACGACUGGGAUUUUCCACUGUCAAAACAAACCUCUGGACGGUCGCCCCAAACCUGGUAGGCGCGGUAGUGCUUCUCUGUGUGGCCAAGUCGUCGGAUCACUUCCGCGAGCGAACAUUCCACAUUAACUCGCGUGCAGCCAACACGGGUUUCUUCGUAGGGUUGGGCAAUUUGGCGGGAAUCUUAAGCGCGGCGACGUUUCGCACGCAAUAUGCUCCGAAGUAUAUUCCCACCUUGGUAGCCACCUGCUGCUGCAACGGGGUGUGUAUUGUGGUGGUGAUCGCACUGGGGCUGUGGAUGCGACGGGAAAAUGGCCGACGCGAUCGCCAACAAGGCCGAAGAGUGCGUCCGGGAGAAGUGGAUACACAAGGUUAUUCGUCGAUAUGCAUCUUCAGUCCGCAUUCCUGCUUCUCCUCUUUUCCCCUUCAGCUUAUCACCGGCUUCGGCCUACCCGACCCGCAGAUAAAUGAGUCCCACGUGUGUCACUGGCCCAACUGCGGCAAGACCUUUACUCGCGCAGAGCACCUGCGUCGCCAUGCCCUCAAUCAUGACCAGGCAAGACAAGGCUAUACCUAUCGCCAUCUCAUGCGCCAUGCCAAACGUGAUGAGGAAGCUGGAGGCCCUGGCCAAGGAGUGCUGGAGACGAGAAAACGCACUCGCCGUGCGGGGGAUGGCUCCAUCAUCACUCGUCCUCCGAAGCGUCAGUCACGCGCUCGUGCCAGCCACAGCUUACCUCCAUCGUCAUCGGCCUCUUCAUCGUCCAUUUCCGUUACCAGCGCCCAAGACUAUGGUGCCCCUGUGUCGCCUCCGACGUCGGCGAGCGACCCAUCGUCCAUGUCGUUGGAUGAGCCCGAUCCACUACUGGCUCCGAUGAUGCCCAGCGGGCCAUUCGAGCCCUAUGUCGAGCCCAUCCCGGGGCAGUUUGAUGCGGCAGAUGGCUCCUGGAGUCUGGGACUGGAUGGAAUGGGCGAUUUCUUCAGCCUUGAUACUGCCACCGACUUCAACAUGCCCUUUGCGGCCACCCAUAACUACAACUGGUUGUUCGACGUCGCCUCUCUAGACGACGCAUUCCCUCCCUUCGACCUCCCACUAGGUCCAGACAUGGUCACCUUCGCCGAGGAUGCCCUUCCCAUCGAUGACCCGAAAUCAUAUCUCGACCGCGACGGUUCCUCCGUCCUCCUCCAAGCAGCCUCCUUCGUCGAACGCAGCGACCCGCUCGUCUUCUCCGCGCCCAUCCUCGACUCCCAACCCGACACUAUCAACCUCGACUGGAUGGACGCACCCUCCCUCCUUCAAACUACCCCCCAACCCCAUCUCCCCAUCCUCACCGAAGAAGCCCGUCAAGGCAUCCUCAACCUCAUCGCCCAAGCCCCACCCCUGACCAUCGACGGCCAACCCACCCCACUCGACUCCCCACUCCUAUCCCUCCCCUCCCUCCAAUCCUACAGUGACCUCUUCUUCACGCGCUUCAACACAACCUACCCCCUCCUGCACCAACCCACCUUCUGCCCAUCCACCACCACCCCAGUGCUCCUCGCCGCCAUCCUCUCCAUGGGCGCCACCUACAGUAGCCGCGAAGCGCACCAACUCGCCGUAGGCAUCCACGACUCCCUGCGGAACCAACUAUUCUGCCACGCCGACUUCUCCCCGCAGCCCGACCUCUGGGUCCUACAAGCCAUGCUCCUAAUCGACUGCUUCGGGAAGAUGCGCGCGGGCCCAAAACAACGCGAACGCGCCCAGCUCUUCCACUGCGUCUUGAUCAAACUCAUCCGGCGAAGCGACUGCUGCGCUAUUCGCCACGCACCCAACCCCACCACUGCCACUACAGAUACAGAUAUCGACACCCUCUGGCGCACCGCCAUGCACGACGAACAGAAAAAGCGCGUCGCCCUGCACUGCUUCAUGUGGGAUACGCAACACGCUGUCCUCUUCUCCCAGUCCCUAUGCAUGUCCGCGUUCGAAAUCAGAUCCGCGCUGCCCUGUUCCCAGAGCUCAUGGGAAGCGUGCACGGCGAGUGACUGGGCGCAUCAUGCAUCUAUGGAACCUCCCCCGAGGAUGUUCCUCUCUGUGCUGAAGGGGUACAUCACCCCGUCUGCGAUGGCCCGGCCACGCGAUCUGAAUACCCUUGCCAGGAUCGUCGUCCUGCACGGACUCAUGUCCGUUUCAGCGGACUUGAAGAGACGGGACCAGACGACGUUACGCGCUGAGACGCCCGAGCGAGUCGGUGCGUGGACACGUCGCAUGGGGAGGUCGUAUGAUCUGUGGAAAGUAGACUUCGAUGCUGAUUGCCUGGCAAUGAAGUUGAACUUCGGACAACAUCCCGGGGAGGGUGUCGCUGGGUCAAGACGAGGUGGAGCGGGAGGGGUGUUCACGGGGCUGAAGAUGGCGGCGUGUGCGUUGUAUCGUGCAGCGUGGUUGGCGCUGCAGGUAGAGAUACUCGACUUGCAGGUUGCUGCUGGGGCGGGGAGGAUCCUGGGGAGGGCUGUGACGGAAGGGGAUCGGGAGAGGUCGCGACGGGGGUUGAGGAAGUGGUUACUUGGCGGUGGUGAGGGGGCAUUAGGGGCUGCGAGACAGGCGGCGAAGUUGUUGGAAGAGGCGGUGCUGAGUCUGCAUGAUUGGGAGCAGACGGAUGCGUUUCAUUUCCCGUGGUGUUUGUAUUUGGCGACGUUGACUUGUUGGGCGUUUCAUGGUGGGGUGAAUGGAGAUGGUGACGGUGGUGGUAAUGGUAGUGGGGAGAGGGUUACGACGGAUCUGGCGAGUUUGAUCGUGGCCAUGACGACGUGUGGCAGUUUGGGAGAUAUGGCGGCGCUCGGGGGAAAGUAUGAUACGAGGGGGUUGGUGAGGACGAUGGCGCAGCAGUUGGCGACGGUGAGGUGGGCGGUGGUGCAUGAUGCGAUGAAAGUGUUGGUGAAUCUGGGGAAUUGA